Messenger RNA from Heterostelium album PN500, 738 nucleotides. RefSeq lists its product as uncharacterized. Lineage: Eukaryota; Evosea; Eumycetozoa; Acytosteliales; Acytosteliaceae. The transcript has 2 exons. Bases 1 to 738 code for a protein of 245 amino acids. The record is from RefSeq and is a predicted model, not a curated record.
AUGUACAAUGACUUAUUAUUAAAUAUACUCGCUUUAACUACUGCUAAUGAUACUCUUACUGAUAGUAAUAGUACAAGUAGUAGUAGUGGCGAGUAUCUUCCAGAUUUACCUAUUAGAAUGCAGAGAUUAUAUUUAUUAUAUUCUUCAAUUAGAAUUAUUUUGUAUUUUUAUUUUUCCACAGUAUCAUUUGUACAAAUUAUUUAUCUAUAUGCCGAGGAAUCAACUCUAUCACUCAGAUUGAUUUUGGCAAAAUUCCUAGGUAGAAGACUUAUGGUACAGCUUCGAAAGAUGAUGAAAUCGUCAUGGGGACAAACUCAUUCCAACGUACAUCUCAGAAGGACAAUUCUCCUACUUUCUUGUCUGCUUAUUGUCACCUUGAUCAUCGUUGUAAAGACAAUCUUUAGCAUUUUCAUCUUUAAGGAUACCUUCCUCAACCAGUGGAAAUUAGAUUUCGUAACAAUGAUCAUCGAAUUGGUGAUGGUUGCAAUCGUAAUGGCUGGUGUAUCUGGUAGUUAUCCAUCUCGAAUGUAUGCUUAUAGAGAUGCAUCGAAAUUCGAAGAGAAAAAAUCAAACACAGGUUCAGAGCUUUCAUCAAGGUCGGAACAAACCAAAUCUAAAUCUUCCAGUUCUGGCUCUGGUUCAAAGGGUGAGAAAUCAACAGUUUCAACAUUAUCGUCAACCUUGAAUUCAACUUAUUUAGAUGACAGUGCAAUCAACAGUUCUGAUAAUAAUAUAUAA